Rhagoletis zephyria (snowberry fruit fly) is the source of this 3002-nucleotide messenger RNA. Its product is annotated as serine/threonine-protein phosphatase 6 regulatory subunit 3-like. Gene Ontology annotation, molecular function: protein phosphatase binding. The record is from RefSeq and is a predicted model, not a curated record. Lineage: Eukaryota; Metazoa; Arthropoda; Insecta; Diptera; Tephritidae.
AUGAAGGUGAUUGAAAAGUGCAAGCUGAUUUCUAAAUUAAUUGACUGCUGGAAGCACAACUCCGACACAGAAUCAGCUGAAAAAGGUCGUCGUCUCGGUUAUAUGGGACAUUUAAUAAAAAUAUUCAAACAUAUUGCGAAUAGUAUAUCAGAAUCUGAACAUAUCGGUGCCUUAAUUGAGAGUAAUUUACGUGAUGAGUUUGAGCUAAAAUUGUGGCAAUCAAUAAUAAACCCAACCGAUGGUGAUCUUACAAAGGCCUUAGCCACACAAAGCAAAAUGUUAGCGAAUUGUAACGCCCACGAAGCGGGUGACUAUAGUCAACAUUUACCAAAAGAUUUUCUGGGUGAUAAUUCUACUUGGGACUAUGUAAUGUCAUCGAAUGUGAUGUCAACGAAUAUGAUCAAUAAUCUUGGCUUCAGCGACCCAGGCUCAAACGACAUAGUUUUUGCGCUUGAACAUGACAUCUAUCGCAAUAAUCUGCUCGAAAACGAUGAUAACGCCGAAAACGACCUUAAUUUGUUUCAGUUUGGUCGCAAUAUCGACGACGAUGAUGACGACGACGAUGAAAACAACGCUGGCGGAGAUGGCAGCGGUGUUGUCGGCGGCGGUGGCAGCAGUUCUUCGCUUUUCGGCAAGAAUGCCGUUUCAACAUCCGCACUACAAGCAUUCGGCGUAACUAAUAAUCCAUGGGACCACAUGGAUCCUUUCAGUGAUCUAACUGCAAAUAGCAAUUCAACACCUUGGGCAGCUGAUUUCAAUACGGAUAAUUUUGCUGAUUUCGAUUCGCAUUUCAGUUCAUUCACCAAUGAUUUGGGUGAGAGUUUAGUUAGUGCAGCAACCAUUAGCACAACACCUGGCACAACAUCGCCGCCUAAAGAGAAUAGUAACAACGAUGAUGAUGCUAGCAAUAAUGGGGGAAGCAGUGACGGCAAUCAAUUGCAGCCAAAUGCGACAGACAACGGCACAACGCUGAGUGCGAUUGGUCGGAUUGCGGCUUCAACUAUAACAAGCGAUGACGACAAAUCCGAAACAGGCUACGAUGAUAAUGCAAAUGUUGAGAAAAGUGUAACGCUGGAAACGCAAGAAAUUGGCGAAUUCGCUGAUGGUACAGAUGCAGCAGACGAUUUGGAUGUCUCGAAUGAGAAGGCGUUGGCCACUUCGCUGGUGCGUACACUGCAAUCGGUUAUGCAGGAUUCAGAGGAUGACUAUGAGGAUGAUGAAGGCAUGUGGACGAAACCGUUAGGCGGCAGCGCGGUGGAUGCGCACGAUGACGAUGAAAGUGACGAAGGCGAACCUAAAUCCGACAAUGAACUGCGUUUCACCAAUGGCCCAAGUAGCAAAGAUCUUCAAGAAAACGAAAAUUCACAUAAAUUAAACAAAACUGAUGAUGAUGACUCCAGCACAAUUGCAACGGCGCAUAUCAACGAUAUUGAAGUUAGUGAAAAUAUUAAAGGUGCCGCUGCUGCUGCGGCUGGAGGCGACAUAAAACGCACAAACAGUUCCACAUCGCUGAAUGCGGGCACCAGCAAUGAUGUGGCAGCGGGUUGCAAUACCGCAGCGGUGCCCAAUGCAACUGCAACAACGACAACACCGGCCAGUAAUGCUGUUGAAAUUGUGCCAACAACAACCUAAAUGAAAUUGUGCUGGCACAUAAAAACUAAUGCAAUGCAAGAAAUGCAUGCAUACAUACAUGCAUACAUACAUACAUAUGUACAUACCUAUGUACAAACAUGCGCAUGAAUGUAUGUAGUAUGUAAUACGUAUCCACUUACAUACCUAUAAGUAUAUACAAAUGUAUAUGUAAGUAUAAUAAAUGAAAACGCUCAAAGACACGCAAUCACACUGCAAAAUGUAAAAGAAAAACUUCUUUUGACGCGCAAAAAAAAAAAAAAAAGCGUCAUGCCAAAGGUUGAGGUACCGCCCAUGUAUAAACUUAAAUACUAUGUACUAUUUAGUAAUAAAUCAACUAAUAUGCAUACGAUACAUUCAUACAUAUAAACAUAAUCAAGUACAAGCACGCAAAAGUACUACCACAUUGCCGCUACACACCAGAGGUAUUCUUAAAAAAAAAAAAACAAAAACGAAAAUUUGUCACACAUACUACUUAUAUAUACACCCCAAAACAAAAAAAAAACACAAAAAAAAAAAACUUAGCCAUUUGUGUAUAAUCUGGAAUUUAAGUAUAUAAAAAAUAUAUACAUACAUGCAUGCAUACAGAUGUAUAUGUAUAUGUAAUAGUGUACUUAGGAAAGGAGAAAGAAGUAUAAGAGCGCUUGUUGCAACAAUUUGGUGCAGCAGGAAACGCACUUGUUGCAAGCACACAAAGUUUUUUCAAGCAGAUAACAGACACACCCACACACACACAGCGAUAGUGCAGCACUGCAUUGCACUUUGCGGUAAGCUCCUCGUUUGAAACGUUUGUAUGUUUGAAAUAUGGAAAAACAAUGUUUGUAAAAUAUAAAAAAAAAAUGUUAUGGAAUUAUUGGAAAAAGCGCACUAACGAUUUUGUAUUGAAAAAACAAUAAAAUAAAAUAAAAAUUAUAAAAAUAAAACAAAAAACAAUAUCAAAAUUAUAAUUUAAAACAUUUACGAAAAAUUAAUAGUGCAAGUAUGCUAAUCUUUUAUAUUAUUUGCAUUAAUUUAACUUUGUAUGUAAGUUUUUGUGCAGUGUUGAAAUUAGCAAGUGUACGAAUGUGACCCAAUCAUGAUGAUGAUCAAAGUACCUUUUGAACUAAUUUUGCCGUCAAAGUGUGAAAUUGAAAUUUUACUUCCCCUAGCGCACACGCACCAAGCGCUUUUUGUGUCACUUUUUGGCGAUCAAUUUCGAAAAUAGAACUUGCAUAGGCUGACUGCAACAUAAGGCAUGCCAAUCCGAGUAACGACAAAGGGUGUAUGCAGGUGUAAACUUGUGUUGAAAGUGCUUAAAUAUAUAAUUUUACAGAAAAUAAGUUGAAAAUUCAUCUGUCACAGACUAAAACAAUAACUGAAAUUACUAUUGGCUA